GAUUCGAGCUCUCCCAAUACCCAAAACCGAUCUACCAUCCAAUUCUUAAUAUCUUCCCAAACGCGCCCCGUACUGAGCGCCCAACCCACGUCGACAAUCCGUCAGCCCGGCGCAGAGCUUAUCUGCCGCAAUCGCAGCGCCAAUGGCGGAACCCACGUCUACCGGCGCUCCUGCGCUGUCGACGAAUAUUGAGAGCGGAAAUUUUGACGAGAAGGCCCAACACGACGUGCCCCCCGCCAAGGUGCCCGUCGAGGAGGAGGAGGAGGAUGAGGACAUUGACGCCCUCAUCGAUGACCUCGAGAGUCACGAUGGCCAUGACCAGUUUGAGGAGGAGGAAGAUGUCACUCCCGGCGGCGCCCGCGUCGUCCCCGAGGACAUGCUCCAGACUGACACGCGUGUCGGUCUCACAAACGAGGAGGUCCUCCAGCGUCGUCGGAAAUAUGGUCUCAACCAGAUGAAGGAGGAGAAGGAAAACCUCCUUCUCAAGUUCCUUGGUUUCUUCGUCGGCCCUAUCCAGUUCGUCAUGGAGGCCGCUGCUGUCUUGGCUGCUGGUCUCGAGGACUGGGUCGAUUUCGGUGUCAUCUGCGGUCUGUUGCUUCUCAACGCCGCUGUCGGUUUCAUCCAGGAGUACCAGGCUGGCUCCAUCGUUGACGAGCUGAAGAAGACUCUCGCUCUUAAGGCUGUUGUUCUCCGUGACGGUACCCUGAAGGAGGUCGAGGCCCCCGAGGUCGUCCCCGGCGAUAUUCUGCAGGUUGAAGAGGGUACCAUCAUUCCCGCCGAUGGCCGCAUCGUUACCGAUGGUGCCUUCCUUCAGGUCGACCAGUCUGCCAUCACUGGCGAGUCGCUCGCUGUCGACAAGCACAAGAAUGACCAGUGCUAUGCCUCCUCGGCUGUCAAGCGUGGCGAGGCCUUCCUGGUCGUCACUGCCACUGGUGACAACACCUUCGUCGGUCGCGCGGCUGCCCUCGUGAACGCUGCUAGCGCUGGCACUGGUCACUUCACCGAAGUGCUCAACGGCAUUGGUACCAUCCUGCUGGUUCUCGUCAUCCUCACCAACCUGGUUGUCUGGGUUGCCAGCUUCUACCGGUCCAACCCCAUCGUCCUCAUUCUCGAGUUCACCCUGGCCAUCACCAUCGUUGGUGUGCCCGUCGGUCUCCCUGCCGUCGUCACCACCACCAUGGCUGUCGGUGCCGCCUACCUCGCCAAGAAGAAGGCUAUCGUCCAGAAGCUCUCGGCCAUCGAGUCUCUGGCUGGUGUCGAGAUUCUGUGCUCUGACAAGACGGGUACCCUGACCAAGAACAAGCUCUCUCUGUCGGAGCCCUACACCGUCGCCGGUGUUGACCCCGAGGACCUCAUGCUUACUGCCUGCUUGGCUGCCUCGCGCAAGAAGAAGGGCAUGGAUGCCAUCGAUAAGGCUUUUCUCAAGAGCUUGAAGUACUAUCCCCGCGCCAAGGGUGUCCUCAGCAAGUACAAGGUUCUCGAGUUCCACCCCUUCGACCCUGUCUCCAAGAAGGUCACGGCCGUCGUCGAGUCUCCCCAGGGCGAGCGCAUUGUCUGCGUCAAGGGUGCCCCUCUGUUCGUUCUCAAGACCGUCGAGGAGGACCACCCCAUUCCGGAGGAGGUUGACCAGGCCUACAAGAACAAGGUCGCCGAGUUCGCCACCCGUGGUUUCCGCUCUCUCGGUGUUGCCCGCAAGCGUGGCGAGGGCUCUUGGGAGAUCCUCGGUAUCAUGCCUUGCUCGGACCCCCCGCGUCACGAUACCGCUCGCACCAUCAACGAGGCCAAGUCGCUCGGUCUGUCCAUCAAGAUGCUUACUGGUGAUGCCGUCGGUAUCGCUAGGGAGACUUCUCGCCAGCUCGGUCUCGGCACCAACGUCUACAACGCUGAGCGCCUUGGUCUCGGUGGCGGUGGUGACAUGCCCGGCUCUGAGGUGUACGACUUCGUCGAGGCUGCCGAUGGUUUCGCCGAGGUGUUCCCCCAGCACAAGUACAACGUCGUCGAGAUCCUGCAGCAGCGUGGCUACCUCGUUGCCAUGACUGGUGAUGGUGUCAACGACGCUCCCUCGCUCAAGAAGGCCGAUACUGGUAUUGCCGUCGAGGGUGCCUCGGACGCUGCCCGCUCUGCUGCUGAUAUCGUCUUCCUUGCCCCCGGUCUCGGUGCCAUCAUUGAUGCGCUCAAGACGUCUCGCCAGAUUUUCCACCGCAUGUACGCCUACGUCGUCUACCGUAUCGCCCUCUCGAUCCAUCUGGAGAUCUACCUUGGUCUCUGGAUUGCCAUCCUGAACCGCAGCCUGAACAUCAACCUGGUCGUCUUCAUUGCCAUCUUCGCCGAUGUCGCCACUCUGGCCAUCGCCUACGACAACGCCCCGUACAGCAAGACCCCCGUCAAGUGGAACCUGCCCAAGCUCUGGGGUAUGUCGGUGCUGCUCGGUAUUGUCCUGGCCAUCGGUACCUGGAUUACUGUCACGACCAUGUACGCGCACGGUCCGAACGGCGGUAUCGUCCAGAACUUCGGUAACAUGGACGAGGUCGUGUUCCUCCAGAUCUCGCUUACUGAGAACUGGCUGAUCUUCAUCACUCGUGCCAACGGUCCCUUCUGGUCCUCGAUUCCUUCGUGGCAGCUGGCCGGUGCCGUCCUGGUCGUCGACAUCAUCGCCACCCUCUUCACCAUCUUUGGUUGGUUCGAGAACAGCGACACGUCCAUUGUCGCCGUCGUCCGUGUCUGGGUCUUCUCGUUCGGUAUCUUCUGCGUCAUGGGUGGUCUCUACUACAUGUUGCAGGACAGCGUCGGCUUUGACAACCUCAUGCACGGCAAGUCGCCCAAGGGCAGCCAGAAGCAGCGCUCUCUGGAGGACUUCGUCGUCUCUCUCCAGCGUGUGUCGACCCAGCACGAGAAGUCGCAGUAGGCGGCGCGUGCGUGGGCGGUGCCUGGCGUGGCGUCUUGAAACACACGGGGCACCUACUACCUGUUUGCCCUA
This is a messenger RNA of Thermothelomyces thermophilus ATCC 42464, 2977 nucleotides long. RefSeq lists its product as uncharacterized. Gene Ontology annotation, molecular function: ATP binding; ATP hydrolysis activity; P-type proton-exporting transporter activity. The coding region runs from base 143 to 2905 and encodes 920 amino acids. Gene Ontology annotation, biological process: regulation of intracellular pH; proton export across plasma membrane. The record is from RefSeq and is a predicted model, not a curated record. The transcript is spliced from 6 exons. NCBI's taxonomy places the organism in Eukaryota, Fungi, Ascomycota, Sordariomycetes, Sordariales, Chaetomiaceae. Gene Ontology annotation, cellular component: plasma membrane.